Molecule: messenger RNA, 483 nt
Organism: Nezara viridula (southern green stink bug)
Lineage: Eukaryota; Metazoa; Arthropoda; Insecta; Hemiptera; Pentatomidae
Source: the annotation of a GenBank genome assembly
AUGAAGACAAAAUGGGAACAGAUAUGGUCGAAUGUAACCGAAAGUAAAUUGAGGUUAAGGGUGACGUUUCCUCUUGGGCAUCAUCAAAUAGGAAUAACCCCAGAGAGGAACCAGUGGAUCUCACCUCAACAAGCUCAGCUAUUAUUGUUGUUAACUUAUUAUCUGCGGCCUGCUAAUAGGACCAUUAUCUGCGGCCUGCUAAUAGGACCAGCGCCGCAAAGCUAUGGCAACGCCUUUGGAAGGAAGCAGACGUCGCAGCUGAGACGACAUAACAGACUGACAAUGAUGUACGCCCGGAAUGCACGGGUUAGCUGCAUGGCCCCCGUGGCACGACCCCAACUCCGGUCCCCGCCAACAACUGUUCCAACACCACCUUCUUGUCCUACAAUAUUUAGAACAAUGCCUUAUUUCGGUUGGUUGUCAGUCGAAAUGGGUCAGUUGUGCCUAUGUUAUAAGUUCAUCUAUCGCUACUCUCAAUAUUAA